UCGUCGAAAACUAGAACUGAAAAGAUUUAUACCGUUAAUCGAUCCUUUUACACCAAGCGUAUCGGUCCCUCUUCGUUUCUGUUUCUCUGAAGCCAUUUCAUCAAAUAUACAGAUAAUGCUUGUCAAGCUUCAAUGAAGCAACAGCAACGACAAAAUUUCAGUGCAUCACUAGGAGGUCAUAUGACGUUUUUGAGGCGAGGUUGAGCAAAACUAUUUGUUAAAGUCAUUUCCGCUUUUCAUAGAAGCCACUGCAGCGAGUCCGGGCGGACCUAAAGUCAUGAUUUUGAAGUGAUUGAUCUAUUGAAGACUUCAAGGAGACUUCAUGAUUACAGCAGUUAUACUCUUUUCGAGUAUCCAUAGGUUUUGUGCAGUAUUAUGUGUUCGUUGUGUGAUAGAUGUUUUGCAGAGCAAACACUUGCGUGACAUUUCCAAGAAUCGAAUUGAAAAUUAAGACAGUGUUGCUCACCUCAAUUUCCGUUCAGCGUUUUUAACGUGAUGUUUAUACGAGUAUGGAAGAGCUUUUUUUAUAUAUCAAUGGUUUAUGGUAUAAUUACAAAAGGAGAGACAGCUCUGAUUUGUUCGUCUUCUAUCCAAAGUUCCAACGUUAAGGACUGUACCUGCAUUGUUGAGGGAACACAUUUUCCUACAGUAUUGAAUUUGUGUAGUCUAAAUAAUGACUAUUGUCGCGUGAUCUCAAAAGAUACUUCUCCUGGAAAACCGCUAAUAACAAUUUACCGUUACUACAUUGUUAAUUUGUUUCGAAAGAUACAAUCCUAUGACCUGAAAAAGAACUCCAAAAGAAUCAUACAGAACCCACCAAUUUGCAAGGAAAGGCUUUCGAGUUUCAGUACCGCUAACUGUCCUGAUAAAUCUAUGAGCUGUUUGGCCAGUAAAGUCAUGUAUGAAUGCAGUGAUGACCAACAAAACCCUGUUUGCUUAGAAUCUAAAUGGAAUGCAGACCUAUAUGGAUAUUUUGAUAAGUGGAGCAUACGGCAACCGUCAACAAGUGAUGCCAAAGCUUUGAGAACGGCAACUGCUAUCAUUGAGAUCAGAGGAGGACCAUGCUACUACUGUCCUAUACCUCAUGACCACACUGCUUCAGACCUCAUGACCUUAAUUGGGCUGAUUUGUGAUGAGCGAAUAACGGAUGAGGCCGGUCAUUUUUACAUUGGUAAUUUUCCCAGUCCUUCGCGUCCAACGUUAACAUUCCUCUUGAAUACAUCUCAUGCCUGCUACGAUUUUCAACCAAAGCAAAACUGCCCCGAAGAGUCAAACGUAUGCAAAGUGAGCAACACGUUUUCUUGUAAUUCGGCCAACUACAGUUUCAGCUUUCCAGCAUCUGCAAAUCAUUCAAUAUCGAAAUUCAUAUCUCCAAAUGUUGAAUUUAUAUUUGGUUUUUGCGCUCAUGAUGUCGACUGUUCUCAUCGACAUCCUACCGACCUUCGAGACGUGCUGAUUUGCAAAAAGACUUUAGAUAAAGAUGGCGSAAUAGCUACUGCUACUGCGGUCGCAUACUACAAGGACAUUGAUAGCAAGGUUAUUCUACGUCCUACUGGGUUCGUGUGGAGACUAAAAUACAGAGAUGGAAGCUUAAAGGCCGUUGUWAGCUUUCAAUGUGAUAUGGAUAAAUCCAUUUACAGCAACAACUUUGAAAUGAAUAUUUUUCCAAAGCCUCCAGUUCUCCUUACCCUAAAGCACAAGUGUUUUUGCCCAAAUCCACCACCGCAAUGUACAGGCGGAUCAGCACCGAAAACUCAGCCUUUUGUCAACCCAACAACCAAGCCGAAAGAUGAGACUGUAUACAUCGUUAUACCAGUAGCAGUAAUAAUUGUUUUAUUUGUUGUUGGGUUUAUUGUUAUGAAAGUCAUUGAUCAUCAACCUCAUCAUCCACCUGAUCCUUUCGUGGAGACACCUACAUCUAGCAGUAAUCCUCAAAGUACAUCCAAUAGUCCAUCCAAUAGUAAUCCUCAAAGUCAGUCAAACCAGACAACGCCCACUGCAUCCUGGCACUCCGCUCGUUCGUUUUUCAGUGCGACAAGUAUCGCAAGCUUACUAGGUCGUAGAUCCCCUAGACCUAAGACUACGUCCAAACGCAAAGUUCGUAGUGCCGAGACAACAUUCAACGAGCCGGCCGCGGAUCAAGAAAGAGAACCGCUGUUACCGAAAAAACACAGUACCAUGUAGUACACAGAGGUGUGGAUCUAUAACAAAGAAUGAUGAAUUAAGAAAUAUAAAACGGCGCGCGUGUCUGUCCUCUGAUAUAAACACGGUGGGAGUUCCAAAAACACGAGAGAAGCAAGCUUAGG
Molecule: messenger RNA, 2306 nt
Organism: Exaiptasia diaphana
Lineage: Eukaryota; Metazoa; Cnidaria; Anthozoa; Actiniaria; Aiptasiidae
Exons: 10
Coding region: 496-2184 (562 amino acids)
Source: RefSeq, a predicted model, not a curated record